AUGGACAAGAGAAACUGCUCAUCUGUACCUGAAUUUCUUCUGUUGGGAAUUAUCAACAAACCUGAGAUGAAAGGAGUAUUUUUUACAGUGUUUCUGCUUGUUUACCUCACUAUACUGCUAACAAAUCUUGGGAUGAUCACUUUGAUCAGAAUGGAUCCCCAGCUUCACACCCCAAUGUACUUCUUCCUCAGCCACCUCUCUUUCUCUGACCUCUGCUAUUCCACUGCAGUUGGACCAAAGAUGCUGAUAGACUUUCUUACAGAAAAUAAUCCAAUUUCCUUUGUUGGCUGUUUUCUCCAACUCUUGAUUGUCUCUGUUUUUAUAGAUGUUGAGUGCAUGCUGCUGGCGGUGAUGGCCUUUGAUAGGUACAAGGCCAUCAGCAACCCCCUGCUGUAUGCUGUGGACAUGUCCAGUAGAGUUUGUUAUCAGUUCUUAACUGGGAUUUACCUACUGGGAACUAUAGAUGGUUUCAUACAUACCUCGCUGGCAUUCAGCUUAUGUUUCUGUGGCUCUACUCAGAUAAAUCAUUUUUUCUGUGAUUUACCUCCAGUCUUACUUCUUUCCUGUUCUGAUACGCAGGUUAAUGAGCUUGUAUUAUUCAUUCUUUUUGGAUUCAUUGAGCUGAGCACUAUCUCUGGAGUGCUUGUCUCAUACUGUUACAUCAUCUCAUCUGUCUUAAAGAUCAGUUCUACUGGUGGAUGGUUCAAAGCUUUCUCCACCUGUGCCUCCCACCUGACUGCAGUUGGGAUUUUCCAGGGGACCAUGCUCUUCAUGUAUUUCAGACCAAGUUCUGCCUACUCUCUAGACCAAGACAAAAUGACCUCAAUCUUUUACCUCCUCAUUAUUCCCAUGAUGAACCCUCUUAUUUACAGCCUAAGAAACAAGGAUGUCAAAGAAGCCCUGUUCAGAUUCAGAAACAAAAGGUGGCUUUAA
Molecule: messenger RNA, 933 nt
Organism: Acomys russatus (golden spiny mouse)
Lineage: Eukaryota; Metazoa; Chordata; Mammalia; Rodentia; Muridae
Product: olfactory receptor 5W2-like
Exons: 1
Coding region: 1-933 (310 amino acids)
Biological process (GO): sensory perception of smell; G protein-coupled receptor signaling pathway
Cellular component (GO): membrane
Molecular function (GO): G protein-coupled receptor activity; olfactory receptor activity; odorant binding
Source: RefSeq, a predicted model, not a curated record